Molecule: messenger RNA, 1413 nt
Organism: Aspergillus campestris IBT 28561
Lineage: Eukaryota; Fungi; Ascomycota; Eurotiomycetes; Eurotiales; Aspergillaceae
Product: HAD-superfamily hydrolase
Exons: 1
Coding region: 1-1413 (470 amino acids)
Biological process (GO): glycerophospholipid biosynthetic process
Cellular component (GO): mitochondrion
Source: RefSeq, a predicted model, not a curated record
AUGCCUCGCUUCGAUGACGCCGACUUUGGCGUCGAGGUCGUUCCUCAACUCCACGUCAAUGAGACCGCCGCUCCCAUCAAGCCAACAGGCUCGGUCAACAACAUCGAGAUCCCCCCUACGCGCAACCCCGUCAGCGAUGCCUCCGCCCUAAUGCACCAUCUCAGCCUGUCGCCCUCCAUGAAGGAGCGACGCGGCUCGCGCAACUCCAUCGGGACAUCGCUGCCCAUCCCACGCUCCCCACGGCCCUCACGCCUCUCCUCAACCACCAAGCCGCGCAUCAACGCGCGCAGCAUCCUCGCCGCCCAAGUGCAAGGCAUGGCAACGGAGAAAGUCGCCGCCGUCAAGAACAUGGCCUUCGCAUUCGACAUCGACGGCGUCCUCGCGCACGGCAACGAAGCCAUCGAGGAAGCCAAAGUGGCCCUGAACAUCCUCAACGGCGACAACGAACUCGGCAUCACCUUCCCGUACAUCCUCCUCACCAACGGCGGCGGCAAGACCGAAGAAGCCCGCUGCGCCCAACUCACCUCCGUCCUCGGCCACGAGGUCCCCACCGCCCAGUUCAUCCAGUCCCACACCCCCAUGCAAGCCCUCGCCGAGUACUACGACACCGUGCUCGUCUGCGGCGGGGAAGGCUUCCAAGCGCGCGAAGCCGCCGAAGCCUACGGCUUCAAGAACGUCGUCCACCCGAAGGACAUCCUCGCAUGGGACCCGACGAUCUCCCCCUGCCGGGUCUUCACAGAUGAAGACCGCGCAGGCGCCCGCCCGCGCGACUUCUCGCAGAUCAAGUUCGACGCUAUCCUCUGCUUUGCUGAAACUCGCGACAGUAUGACAGACUGCCAGAUCAUCGCGGACCUGCUCCUCUCGGAAGACGGGCAGCUGCUCACGCAGGCGGCCGAUCCCUCCAACCACAUCCCGAUCUACUUCUCGCAGGGCGACCUCCUCUGUCCGACGGAGCACAAGGGGCCCCCGCGUCUCAACCUCGGCGCGUUCCGCAUCGCCGUCGAAGCGCAGUACAAGGCGCUGACGGGGCUGGACCUCGAGCGGGUCGUUUACGGCAAGCCCGAGCGGGCGACGUAUGUCUGUGCGGAUGAGGUCCUCCGCUCGUGGAUGCAGGAGAUACACAACGAGAAACGGCUGCCGCAGAAUAUCUACAUGGUCGGGGAUAAUCCCCAGAGUGAUAUCAUCGGCGGGAACCUCUACGGGUGGAAUACGUGUCUGGUGCGAACGGGCGUGUUCCAGGGUCCGAAGGGGUCGAAUGAUCCUCAUAAUCCGGCGAACUUUGGCGUCUUCGAUAAUGUGCUGGAGGUGGUCAAGGCGGUUAUUAGCAAGGAGUUGGGGUCGGAUUUCAAGCUCAGUUGGAAUCCGAAUGUGAAUCCUGUGACGCAGGAUGAUCAGUUUUCGGCGAUUGAGUAA